GACAGACACACUGCGGGCGAGCGCUCGAAAGCAUGAAAUCGUGGCCGGAGACGUGCAGCACCUCGUCGGCGCCGGCGAGGCGGCUGACGGUGUGGCGCAAGUCGCUGCUGUUCAACAGCCACGGGUACACGGUGUUCGACGACGCCGACGGCCGCAUCGUCUUCCGCGUCGACAACUACGCUCACGACUGGCGCCGCCACACCCUCCUCAUGGACUCCCACGGCAACGUCCUCCUCACCAUCCGCCGCUGCCGCUCCAAUAUACUGAACUUGAGGGAGAGUUGGGAGGUCUACGAGGGAGAUGAAGAUACACAAACAAUGAGCAAGGAUGAGAGGCUGAGGCCACUGUUCAAGGCGACCAAACACUUGGGGAGUUCGAGUUGCACCAUCUCCAUGUUCGCGGACCAUGGAUCGGUUAAAUCGUUAGGCGGCUAUCGAAUGAGUUGGUCGAGGGAGAAGGAAUGGGCCAAGAUAUAUCAAGCUGAUCCAAACACACUUGUAGCUGAGGUGAGUAGGAAGUAUGGGUCGUCGAAGAAUUUACUUGACAAAGAUGUUCUGGCGCUGACGGUGCACCCGGGAAUGGAUCAAGCUCUAACGAUGGCCAUGAUUAUGAUAACAAAUUUAAUGAGUGGGUGGUAAUGCUUAAUUAGAGCGAGUAGUUCGAUCAAAGAUAAGAGUUAAUUAAUGAGUUGCGUAAUCUCCUUGGUGAUCUAUAUAUGUACAAAAUCAUGCUUUGAUUCCUUCAAUUUACACAUAUUAAUUAAUGCUCAUCUAUAGAGGAGAA
Molecule: messenger RNA, 783 nt
Organism: Zingiber officinale
Lineage: Eukaryota; Viridiplantae; Streptophyta; Magnoliopsida; Zingiberales; Zingiberaceae
Product: protein LURP-one-related 5-like
Exons: 3
Coding region: 33-638 (201 amino acids)
Source: RefSeq, a predicted model, not a curated record